GAUAAUUGAUCUUAAUCAACAGAUCUUUAUCUUUGAUAAUGAAAUGUAAACACAUUAAAUAGUUUUCACCUAGAAAAAAGGAUAAGCAACGAUAGUGCUUUGCUUUUUGUUCCAAAAGCAUGUUACGAACUAUCAGUCAACCAAAUGGAAAAUUGUCAAUUGAUUGUUGUCAAUAAAGCUGCAAUGUCAAGGAAUAGGUGCCUUUAAAUCUCGGCAAUUCUGUUUUGUUGCAAGGCUCCGCCGCAUCACCAUACGGCGCUGACUAUGAUUUCCGCGAGACGCCUGCGACAAUCCCCGCCUUCCAUCUACAUCAUCUCCGCCGUCUCCCGGCUCCACACUCGCGCAAUCUCCACCGCGCCGGAUGGACCACCCUCUAAUUCCGGCAACAAUCAUCAUAAUUCGGGAUCUUUUCUGAGAUGGGUCUCGGGGAUUGUUGUUGGUUCUGGCUUAGGGUUCGUGUACUGGUCUUCCACUUCCUCUUCUUCAAUUUUCGGUUCUUCCAGACAGCCGCUCUUCUCUUUUGGCGAUUGGCGGACGGCUACUGCAGAUCCUUCGGUGGACCAUCAGCCGUCAAAUUCUGCCUUAGUCUCACCAAAUACGCCCAAGUUUCUUUUUGGAGAUGCAUAUAGGAGAAAGGUCUUCUUUAAAUAUGAGAGGCGCAUUAGGAUGCGAAGUCCACCUGAAAAGGUUUUUGAAUACUUUGCAUCUACUCAAAACUCGGAUGGAGAACUGUUUAUGACACCUGCAGAUCUGAUGCGAGCAGUUGUUCCUGUUUUUCCUCCAUCUGAAUCCAACCUUGUAAGAUAUGGUUAUCUGAGAGGGGAAAGGAGUCCUGGAGAGUUGCGAUGUGCUCCUUCUGAAUUCUUUAUGCUUUUUGACAUGAACAGUGAUGGACUCAUUUCUUUCAAGGAGUAUAUUUUUUUCAUUACACUGCUCAGUAUCCCAGAAUCAAGCUUUUCAGUGGCAUUUAAAAUGUUUGACAUUGACAAUAGUGGAGAGAUAGAUAGGGAUGAAUUCAAGAAAGUGAUGGCUCUGAUGCGUGCUCAUAAUAGACAAGGGACUGUUCAUAGUGACGGACGGCGAGUUGGGCUUAAAGUUACUGGUUCAGUAGAGAAUGGAGGCCUGGUGGAGUAUUUCUUUGGCAAAGAUGGCAGGGAGUGCCUGCAACAUGAAAAAUUUGUCCAAUUUUUGGGAGGUUUGCAUGAUGAGAUGUUGAUGUUGGAGUUUGCUCAUUAUGACUACAAAAAUCAAGGAACUUUAUCAGCCAAGGAUUUUGCUCUGUCAAUGGUUGCUUCUGCCGAUUUGAUUCAUCUAGACAAAUUGCUUGAUCGGGUUGAUGAAUUAGAUAAUCAACCACAUCUUAGUGAUAUUCGCAUUGACUUAAAUGAAUUUAAGAAGUUUUCAGAGCUACGUAAAAAAUUGCAUCCAUUUUCUCUUGCCCUUUUCAGUUAUGGGGAAGUGAACGGCCUGUUGACAAGGAAAGAUUUUCAAAGAGCUGCAUCACAGGUCUGUGGUAUCUCUCUAACUGACAAUGUGAUUGAAGUCAUUUUCCAUGUUUUUGAUGCAAAUCGUGAUGGACACUUAAGCUCAGAUGAGUUUGUAAGAGUUAUACAAAAAAGGGAAAGGGACGCAGCUCAACCCAUGGAGGCAGGCAUAAUGAACUUGUUAUCCUGCUGUUGGAAUUGCACAAAUAAUAAUUAUUCCCUGGCACGGGUGCUAUCCUGAUCAUGUUUUGGGCACACGGUGCCCAGUGAGUGUGCAAAGAUGCAAAUGACAUCUGUGCAAAAAUGCUACCGACAUUUCCGAGAAUGAGAUCCUGCUGUCUUGCUGUAAAAUAGACUUAACUUCUCUUUCAUGAAGCAGAGUGGCGGUGAAGGCUAUGCAUAGGCAAUUCAACUAUUUAUGGAUGCAGCUACAAUGAACCAACCAGAAAGCUUAAGACUCUGCAUAUACAGCGACAUAAGAUUAUUUCAUACCCUCAUGUGCAGAUAAUCCUUUGCCCCCUUGGAUCUUUAGAUCAAUAUAUGUUGCAUCAUUUGGAGUUGUCAUUUAGCCUGAACAGUUUAUACAUGAUUGGGGUUGGGGGAAGUUCAUAUUUGUAAAAAUUUCCUUUUACUACGGAUCAACUUGUCAAUUAUUAAACAUAAGUUCUUAUCUCAAAGCACCUCUAUAAUGUGAGAUUAUUCUGUGCUCCAGUUUAAUACGGAGAUGAUUUGGCAAAA
Messenger RNA from Malania oleifera, 2222 nucleotides. Its product is annotated as calcium uptake protein, mitochondrial. Bases 265 to 1725 code for a protein of 486 amino acids. The transcript has 7 exons. NCBI's taxonomy places the organism in Eukaryota, Viridiplantae, Streptophyta, Magnoliopsida, Santalales, Ximeniaceae. Gene Ontology annotation, biological process: calcium import into the mitochondrion; mitochondrial calcium ion homeostasis. Gene Ontology annotation, cellular component: uniplex complex. Gene Ontology annotation, molecular function: calcium ion binding. The record is from RefSeq and is a predicted model, not a curated record.